UGCAUGGGGAUCCAUAUUAAUGGCUUCUUCAUCCCACUUGCUUAUUAUUUUUCCCAACUCUGAUGAUUCAUUAUCCACUAUAUAAGGCAGCUAGUUCUUGAGGCUGAGACACCCCAAGAAAAACAAGACAAGAGAAACUAUCAUUUCUCUAGAGAUGAAGCUCAAGAGUGUUACAUGUUUAAUUCUUUCUUUAAUUUUCCUACAUUUGGGUGUGGAAUGUGUUCUUGGGGAUGGAUCUGUGGUCGAUCCUGCGAGGUAUAGGGGCGAUGAUUGUAGGUGGGGCCGCAGGUGUGGUGGACGUGGGCGGUUUGGACGUGGUGGGGGUCUAGGGGGUGGAGGUGGUGGAGGUUUUGGAGGAGGUGGAGGUAGAGGGGGUGGUGGUGGUAUUGGCGGUGGUGCAGGACACGGUGGAGGCUUUGGAGCCGGAGGUGGAGUUGGUGGCGGAGCGGGAGGAGGAAUUGGUGGUGGAGGUGGAGCUGGAGGCGGCGGAGGAGGAGGUAUUGGUGGUGGUUCAGGUCAUGGUGGAGGAUUUGGAGCGGGAGGAGGAGCUGGUGGGGGAAUUGGUGGUGGAGGUGGAGCUGGUGGCGGUGGAGGAGGAGGUAUCGGUGGUGGCUCAGGUCAUGGUGGAGGAUUUGGAGCUGGAGGAGGAGUAGGUGGUGGAACCGGUGGAGGAGUCGGUGGUGGAGGUGGAGCUGGUGGCGGUGGAGGCGGUGGUGUUGGUGGAGGAUCCGGACACGGUGGAGGAUUUGGAGCUGGAGGAGGAGUUGGUGGUGGCGGAGGACUUGGUGGAGGAGGUGGAGGAGGUGGAGGCGGUGGUGGUGGUGGAGGGGGUGGUGCUGGUGGUGGAUCAGGUCACGGUGGUGGUUUUGGAGCUGGAGGAGGAGUUGGGGGUGGAGCCGGAGGAGGUGUUGGGGGAGGCGGUGGAUUUGGUGGUGGUGGAGGAGGCGGUGUGGGGGGUGGAUCUGGACAUGGUGGUGGAUUUGGUGCUGGAGGGGGCGUUGGACACGGUGGUGGUGCUGGUGGUGGCGCGGGUGGAGGUCAUGGGAUAGGACACGGUGGAGGAGGAGGGUUUGGGAUUGGAAUAGGAAUAGGUGUUGGGGUUGGUGGAGGCUCCGGCAAAGGUUCUGGAAGUGGAAGUGGAAGUGGUGGUGGUGGCCACCGUUAAUCAAGGCACUUAUUGACAAUCUCACGUUUUAGUACUACUACGUACUUGUGAUUCUACUCUUGUCAUAUGCUUAAAAGCAGAAAAAUUUAUGAUUUACAUCAUUGUUCAUUUCAGGAUGUGUGUUUUUCGAUUUUUGUGUAAGAAUGUUUUGGGAAAUUCCAAUAAGAAAAUAUUGAAUACGGAUUAA
This is a messenger RNA of Brassica napus (rape), 1352 nucleotides long. Its product is annotated as glycine-rich cell wall structural protein 1-like. The record is from RefSeq and is a predicted model, not a curated record. Lineage: Eukaryota; Viridiplantae; Streptophyta; Magnoliopsida; Brassicales; Brassicaceae. The coding region runs from base 155 to 1165 and encodes 336 amino acids. The transcript has a single exon.